UAAAGCGAGUGACUCGCCCCUCCCGGACAAAGUGAGCUCCAGUCUGGCCCGACGCCCCGGUGCUGCGCUUCAUGGAUGCUUCAGCAGUUCGGCAUCCUCAGCCCAGCUCAGCGGAAUUAACACUGUGCCACGGGACGGACCUGACCGCUCUCUGCUGCUCAACUAUAGGCUAGAGUGAUACAGGAGCUGCCAUGGCGAACAGAGGGCCCAGCUACGGACUAAGCCGAGAGGUGCAGGAGAAGAUCGAGCAGAAGUAUGACCCAGACCUGGAGCAAAGGCUGGUGGACUGGAUAGUUGCACAGUGUGGAGGAAAUCUAGAGAAGCCGCAGCCAGGCAAGCAGAACUUCCAGAAAUGGCUGAUGGAUGGAACGGUCCUUUGUAGACUCAUCAACAGUCUUUAUCCAAGAGGAAAGGAACCCAUCAAGAAAAUUCCUGAAACACAGAUGGCUUUCAAGCAAAUGGAAAAGAUCUCCCAGUUCCUCCAAGCAGCAGAGGCCUAUGGGGUGACAACCACUGACAUCUUCCAAACUGUGGACCUCUGGGAAGGGAAGGACUUGGCAGCAGUCCAAAGGACCCUAAUGGCUCUGGGGAGCGUAGCCAUAACUAAGGACGACGGUCAUUACAAAGGAGACCACGACUGGUUCCACAGGAAAGCCCAGGGCUAUCGACGAGAGUUCACCGAGGAGCAGCUGCGCCAAGGCCAGAGCCUGAUCGGCUUGCAAAUGGGCAGCAACCGUGGGGCUUCUCAGGCUGGUAUGACGGGCUACGGAAUGCACCGUCAGAUCAUGUAAACGCUGUACUACUCUAACCACACCUCCAGACCUUAUUUUCUACUAAUACAGUACCACAGACAUGUAGCCCCCCAAACCCUGCGACCCUUUGUGGAACCUGCUUAACCUCACUGCCCCUGGAACAGCUGCUUUUCCCAGACAGUGUUAAAAAUGAUGUCAGAUGCUGUUAGUCUCCAUCUUUAAGCUCUCUUCCUCAUCAUCUCCUUUUAUUAAUGCUGUUCCCCUCUUGGCUAUGUUCAUUCUUUUUCUUUUUUUUUAGUUUUUAUUAAAUAUAUACACAGUGGAGUUAAAGUGGAGCUAAAGGUUCAUCAUUGUCACCUCAGUCUGACAGAGUCUUACAUAAAUAACGGGUAGAGCAUGUUGUAUGCUAUUUAUUUGUAUGAAUGCAUUCUGUUGUUAAUAUUUAGCAUCGAUGAAAGGCACUGUUACUGUGUAAUUGUUUAGCCUUAAGCCUGAUGGAAGCUCGGUGGCUGAUGUCUCUGCUGUCUGGUCUGAAAACGUGUUGCAGCAUCAUCUGUAACACUGUCAUCAGUCCUUGUUGUGCCUAGUUCUGAGACUGCACGGAGAUUGAUAGUGAACUGUUGGCCUCAAAGUAUAAAUGACCUUUAUUCCUUCAGAGCCACGUCCUUGUUAUUUAGAUCUUAACAUGUGCAUUUUUUGUGUUGCCCAAGAAAAUUAAAUGUGCAGUAGCCAAUGUACUGUAUGAGGAAAUAUUUCUGGUGCCAGGUACAAACAUUGCUUGAAUGUUUACUUUCAUGUGUUGUCAUGUUCAUAUUUUAUUUAAAUUUCUAACUGGAGGCUUGUAAGAAGAAUUAUUGAAAAAAAUAAAUGUAUGUAUGUUACCAUA
This is a messenger RNA of Betta splendens (Siamese fighting fish), 1638 nucleotides long. RefSeq names its product transgelin 3b (gene tagln3b). The transcript is spliced from 5 exons. Gene Ontology annotation, molecular function: protein binding. The coding region runs from base 192 to 791 and encodes 199 amino acids. NCBI's taxonomy places the organism in Eukaryota, Metazoa, Chordata, Actinopteri, Anabantiformes, Osphronemidae. The record is from RefSeq and is a predicted model, not a curated record.